Molecule: messenger RNA, 549 nt
Organism: Cylicostephanus goldi
Lineage: Eukaryota; Metazoa; Nematoda; Chromadorea; Rhabditida; Strongylidae
Source: the annotation of a GenBank genome assembly
GCUUUUGCCGCAGCACGCAAUGCUGAAUCGUUAUUUGCUGUAUAUCUUUUUUCUCCUGAUGCACAGUAUGUUGAUUACAUGGUCCGACAAGUGUUGGAGGACCAAACUUUCAACGAGACUAUCAUCAAUUACAAUAUUGUGCUGUGGGGUGUUGAUCCCCGCUCUUCUGCCGGGAAGGACGUUGCACGUCGGAUGAGAGUCUCAACAUUCCCUUGCUUCUUUGCGGUAUCCACACGAGAUCACUCAGUGGUCAUGCGCGUUGAAAUGCCUGUUGAAGCACGACAAAUCUACUCAUUGCUGCGCCAGUGUGCUUUGGACGAGUUGGAGCAAAGGGAAGAAGAACGUUCUCGAAGAAGCGCUCUACGUGAGAUUCGAGAACUAAUGGAACAGCAGGAAAGGGAAUAUCGGGAAAGUGAGGAGCGCGAUCGUGCGUUAAUCGCGGAACGCCGUCGUCAACGGGAGCAGAAGGAGGAGGAACAGAGGAUGCAAGCGAAACAGGCGACAGAACGUGCUGCCAAAGAAGCUGAACGGAUGAAAGUGUGUUUUUAG